This is a messenger RNA of Mesocestoides corti, 480 nucleotides long. NCBI's taxonomy places the organism in Eukaryota, Metazoa, Platyhelminthes, Cestoda, Cyclophyllidea, Mesocestoididae. The record is from the annotation of a GenBank genome assembly.
UUAAUUUUAGCAAUUUUUUACCUUUUUAUUUUAAUACUUUUUACAAAUUUGGAUAACUCGAAUCUGCUUCAUUUAAAUUUUGAUAAAUAUAAGGAAUUUUUGGUUGAUAGCCCCCGAAAUUAUUCUGUUAUUCUAAUGCUGACCGCACUGAGUCACAAGCGUGGCUGUCAUCAAUGUCAGGCAGCGAGUGAUGAAUUUAACGUUAUUGCUGUCUCCUAUUCACUGUUAAAAGAGCAUAAAAAUUUGUUUUUUGCUGUUGCCGACUAUGAUGAAGAUUCUAAAAUUUUCACCGACCUUAACCAAAACACCGUGCCCGUAUUUAUUCAUUUUCCACCUACUGGUUCACCAAGGGAAGCGGAUAUGUUUGAUGUUUCCCGAAAUGGUUUCAAUGCUGAAGCUCUUGCAAAGUGGAUAUUUAUGAAGACAGACGUCAAUGUAAUUCCACAGCUGUCCAGGGUCAUUCUUUUAGAUACAAAUUGA